ACUGGAAUAUCCCGAAGUCGGAGCGAUACAUGUCCGUUCUAACUGGCAAAUGGUCCGUGCAGCGACGGCGGCAGCAGGCUAGUUCAGUCUCUUGCCUUAAAUGGCCGCGUGCGGCAGACAAAAGCGCAUGAAAAAUUCAUUGGGAGGCGUCGGAACCGAAAGUUUAUCGUCAGGAUAGCGACAACAACAAGGACCACGGCACUACUAUAGCGCAUAUAGUAUAACGAGUGCUAGUCCUAAGCGUCUGUCGUUAGGUGUAACGAGUCAACAUGCAAAUUGCCUGCGCCGGACCCGCAGUCGAAUCCAGGACCAGAAUCCUUGCCAGGCAUCCUCAUCAUCAGCGACAUCAUCAUCAUUGGAGGCAGUGGAACGCAAACGCACCGUAGAGCCAGCAGGGCGCAAUAAAAAUUGCCUAUAAAUGGGCGGAAGUGCCAGAGGCGUGGGCUGGAGGGGCGUGGUCCUGGAGCAGGAUGUACGCACAAGGACGCCCCAGGGGGAGCGGCAGAGGGGGGUCGCUGGCAAACAGCAGCACAACAGCGCCCAGCUUCCGCUUAGGAUGCGCUCGAACGGAAGUUAUUUUGGCCGCCUGAACGUGAGCGCGCUGCUCAUCUACUUGUGGUGCUAUCUGCUCCUGGUUAUGGCGGCAUCUGGCGGCAGCAACCACGUGGUGAAUGGGCUCAAAUGCUACUGCAAUCCGAAGGAGUGCGACGUGAUCCGCUCGCCCGACUGCCCCGGAAAGGGACUUAUGCUUUGGGAUCCCUGCAAAUGCUGCCGCAUAUGCGCCAAAACCUUGGGCGAAUCCUGCGGCGGUCCGGGCGGAUUUUCCGGUCAAUGUGAGCCGCCCUUGCAGUGUGUGACCAAGCUGCCCAUUAGCAGCGGAUUGGGCGUGUGCAUGGAUUUGCAGCACCUGACCGCCCUGACCUACAGUCAGCACGAUAAUUGUUCCGACAGCGACUCGAUUGUUUUGGAGCCGGGCUGCGAGAUAACCAACAAACGCUGCCAGUGCUGGCCAACUAUGCGCACCUGUCUCAGCGAACUGACCAGCGAUGGGGGAUCCCCCGACGAUUCCCGCUGGCACUUCAAGAACCUGGAGGACUGCCAGUUGAACUUGCAAAAUCUAAUAAAACUCGAACAGGAAUUCGAUGAAGACUACAAAAUCUCACCGAGCAAAUUCACAUACAAAAAACUGCGCAGAAAGCGAAAGUCUCUAAAGAAGCGAAUCAUCAUCUUGAAGGAUUGAGGCUUGAAUGCGCCAUUGCCAUUUUCCCAGCUCUCAGCUCUUAACUCAAUGAAACUAAAUGAGGAAUCUCUGUACAGAUAGUAUGCUUACUUCUAACUAAUUAUAUGGCUAUUAUAUAUAACGUACAUAUAUAACUACAGAUACAUAUACAAGAGGAAAAGUACAUAUGAGAAAUAGACAAAAUGUAUGCAUCCUAAGACAUUUGUUACUUUAUUGUUUUUAGAAAGCGCGUACGUACAUAUGUAUAAAUUUGCAAUUUUUAUUCCUACCGCCCCCGAAAAGAAAAUAUACAAAACAAUAAAUGGAAAACAUUUACAAAAUGUUAUUGCUUUAAAUAAUAACAAUUACAAAAUGUGCAAAGUGUUGGAAUAUUCCAUAGGCCUAAGUCAAGCCAUUCAAUAAACAAUAAAGCCGAAUGACAAAUUUUGCUAACUGGAACAGCAUCGAAAAUAUAUAAGUGGUCAGAAAAUAAA
Messenger RNA from Drosophila erecta, 1713 nucleotides. RefSeq names its product cysteine-rich motor neuron 1 protein. Lineage: Eukaryota; Metazoa; Arthropoda; Insecta; Diptera; Drosophilidae. Gene Ontology annotation, cellular component: extracellular region. The coding region runs from base 419 to 1240 and encodes 273 amino acids. Gene Ontology annotation, biological process: regulation of cell growth; regulation of signal transduction. Gene Ontology annotation, molecular function: insulin-like growth factor binding. The record is from RefSeq and is a predicted model, not a curated record. The transcript is spliced from 6 exons.